Molecule: messenger RNA, 1518 nt
Organism: Trypanosoma rangeli
Lineage: Eukaryota; Euglenozoa; Kinetoplastea; Trypanosomatida; Trypanosomatidae
Exons: 1
Coding region: 1-1518 (505 amino acids)
Source: RefSeq, a predicted model, not a curated record
AUGUCUGCGACGGCCGCGUCGUUCCCUGUGACACGCGCGCGUGUGGACCUCCAACGCAAGGUGGGUCUUGCAAACGCGGUGGCGCAGGGCCGGUUGCCGUGCCACGUGGGAAUCAUGAGCGAGAGUGAUCUCAACGCCAUACGAGGGAUUGCGAACGCAGACGAGGGUGCAUAUGACGCUUACCGGCGACAGGAAGAUGCGCGUCGGCGGGAGGCGUCCGCCGCACGCACGGCGUUGUGGCCGGACACUAUGCAAGCGAAACAAGAGAAAUUUAUUCGCCGUCACAAAGAAGCUAAGCUGGACGAGGAGCGUCGUGCGAACCUUCUUCUGGAGAUGGAAGCGCAGCUGCAGGCAGAGGAGCGGAAACAGCGGCAGGCUCAAUUAGCCUUGAAGUACUUGAAGGAGGACCCACGUGGACGCAAUGUGCGUAGUGUGACGAUGCUGCACGAGGCGAUAAAGGACCGUGAGGCACAGAUAGCCUUUAAGAAUGAGCUUAAGCGACAGGAAGAAGUAAACGCAAAGGAGGAGCAGGAGCUCCUUCAGCGGGAGCAGAACAGAAACCAUGAAAGAGAAGAAAAGGAGAAGUUUGCGCAACGCGCACGCAAUGUGGAGGAGAAAAAUUCUCACCUGCAGCAGAUGCUCUUCCAGAUUGCGGAGCGAAAGAAGAUGCGAGCGGAGCAGAAGGAGAUGCUUGCGGACGUGAAUCGGGGAGCAGAGGAGGAGAUCCAGGAUAAUCUGGAGGAGGCAAGGGUGCAGCGAGAAAAGAUAGUCGCUGUGCAUGAGUACAACCGUAGUAUUGCCCAGCCGCCACUCACCAAACACGAUAGGCUCCGGCAGCGUAUUAAACGUGAGGAGGGGGAUGAUGCCGCACGCGCUCUUCAGGACGAGAAGGUUGACGCCAUGAAGCGAGUUCCGAUGGAGCGGCUGAAGAAGAAACAGCAGUGGUUUGAUCAGUGUAAGGAGCGAGCUCAGCUUGCCUUUGCGAAGGAGAAUGAGGAAAUGCAGCACAAGGAGCGCACACAGAGUGUAUUUGAACGGUGUGGCACGAAUCUGAUGGUAAACAUGGCUGCUGAUGAGGAACGUCGAAAGCAGGAGGCGUUGGAGGAGCGGCACCGUCGCAGGGAAGAGUUCUUGCGUGCGGCGAAUGGUGAGGUGGAGGAACUGCCGGAAGGAGUACGACGGGCGGCAACACACUGCGCCGGCUUCAUGAAUGAAGAAGAGGCACGGGAGUACCAGAAGGAGAUGCAAACCCAUCCGGCACGUGUCUUGGCAGAGCAAAAAGCAGAGGCAGCGAAGCGGCGCGAGGAAGCAGAACUUCUGCAGCAUAUUCAUCGCUUACAGGCGUCGGAGAAGAAGGAGAAUGAUCGGCGUGAGGCGGAGGAAUUAGUAGAGGCUAGACGACGGCAAAAAGAGGCGAUGGAGGAAGACGACGAACUGUAUCGCGCGUACGUCAAGUCACAGCUACCAUCUGACAUGGAUCCGUAUUUGUACGCAAAGGCCAUGAAUCUACACACUUAA